AUGGCUACAAAGAAACUGGCCAAAGAGCUUGGACUGCUGAGGCAGCGCAGUCAGUCCUCAGGAAAGAAACCAAUGGUAUUAAAUCAAAUAUUUUCAUACUUGAUUGUGAUUGAUUUCGAGUCCACUUGCUGGAGAGAGAAAAACAACUACACCCAGGAAAUUAUUGAGUUUCCUGCUGUUCUGUUGAACACGUCCACGGGGGAGAUCGAGUCUGAGUUUCACACUUAUGUUCAACCUCAAGAGCGCCCUGUUCUGUCCGAGUUCUGCACUGAGUUGACGGGGAUCACACAGAUGCAAGUGGAGGCAGGGAUCCCCCUCCAGAUCUGUCUUUCUCGGUUCAGCCGCUGGUUACAAAACCUGCAGCUCCAGAUGGGAGUGGUCUUCUCCAACAGACAACAGAAAUGUUCUGCACCUUCAGCCUCUCAAAAACUGUGUACUUUCCUCACAUGGUCAGACUGGGAUCUUGGAGUUUGUUUGCAGUACGAGUGUAAACGUAAGCAGAUCCAUAAACCUGAUGUUCUCAACAGCUGGAUAGAUCUGAGAAGCACAUACAGGCUGUUUUACAACAGAAAGCCAAAAGGCCUGAAUGGGGCACUACAAGAUCUGGGGAUACAGUUUUCUGGGAGAGAACAUUCUGGUGUGGACGACGCCAGAAAUACAGCUCAGUUGGCAGCGAGGAUGAUGAGGGAUGGGUGUGUGAUGAAGAUAACGAGGAGUCUGGACAGGACCCCACCAACAGUCAAACCCAUGUUUGGAAACUCAGCCUGUCCCGCACACAAGACAGAAAAACCCAACACAAAUAAAGAAGAAAAUACAAAUACUACAAAUAAACCUUCAUCAUCCAAGAUUCCUUUAAAAUCCGGUCAGAUAAAAUCAUGUCCGAAUAGCAAUACGAAGAUUUUAACCACAGAGGAGAACUCGAGCUCAGUUCAAAGCCUGGUGUCACCGAAGACUCUGCUGAACGGUGCAACAACGCCACUAUGGGGACGCAACAGGAAGAGCAGCAGUGGGUCAGUGGGUCUUACCAAUAUUUCCUCUUCAGUUAUGACCAAAUGUCCGUCACCAUUCAACAACAACCACGACAGCAGCAGCAGCAGCAGCCUUGUUAUGUGUUCUACUACUAUCGACUUCUUCUCCCACCUGCCUCAGCACAACCAGACCUCAAAAACAACAACAGCUGGAUUCAUGAGGAAAGAGGAAGUUGUAGAACUGUUAGUAGAAGGUGAGGACAGGUGUGGCUCGUAUGAUGACGUGGUGUUGGACGGUGAUGACGCCAGCGUUGAAACCGACAGAGAAUUUGAGUACAUGGCAGAUUUUGACGGCAUGUGUUACGUGUCAGAUGAACCUGAUGAUUCACAUUCACGAGCGGGACGGGUGACAUUAAGAGACGAUGUAAGAGAAACUGUGAGCGCUGGAAGUAAAACUCAAAGGAUAGAGACCACUGAGGCAUCCACAACGUCCCACAUUAACGUCUCCGGUCAGUUAAAUAAGACGAGGCAGCAUUCAACCAUCUCGGAGCCAGAAGCUUACUUUGCUGUGCCUCAAACUGUUAUUUGGAGCUCCAAAUCCAAGCAGCAAAAAUCAAGAAUGAGAGCUCCGCUACCCCAAGAGAAACCAGCUGUGUCACAUGACAACUCUAAAAUGAACACACCUUCUAUGUUCAGGUUGAAUCCCUUCGUCCCAGAGCAAACUUCCACCCCUCAUACCUCAUUUACCAGACCCAAAGCAACGGUCACACAACACACAAUGAAGUACAAAGAGACUCCAAAGUCUUCUUUCAGCAUCUACACUGACUCAGUGAAACAGGACGCAGCUCCCUCCUCUCUUAACUUCUCCAAGAACGUCCUUUCCUCUUUGUCGACCAACACGUUCUCCUCAUCAAUACAUCAAUCCUCCAUUCCUGUGAAUGUCCAAGGGAAAACUUCCACCCCUAAUAUCUCAUUUGUCAAACCCAAUGCAACCAUCACACAAUACAAAAAGCACAAAGAGACUCCAAAGUCUUCUUUCAGCAUCUUUACCGACUCAGCGAAGAAGGACGCAGCUCCCUCCUCUCUCAACUUCUCCAAAAAUGUCCUUUCCUCUUUAUCAACCAACACGUUCUCCACAUCUAUCAAUAGAUCCUCCAAUCCUGUAAAUGUGACAGAGAAAACUUCCACCUCUAUUACCUCAUUUGCCAAACCCAAAACAACCAUCACACAACACACAAAGCAAAAAGAGACUCCAAAGUCGUCUUUCAGCAUCUUUGCCGACUCAGCAAAACAGGACACAGCUUCCUCCUCUCUUAACUUCUCCAAGAACGUCUUUUCCUCUUUGUCAACCAGCACGUUCUCCUCAUCUAUCAAUCGAUCCUCCGUUCCUGCGACCAUGAGAGGAAGAGGACCAGGAGGAGGAGGGAAGAUCACCUCCCCACUGUGUGGAUGUGGCCGCCGUGCAAAGCGUCAGGUUGUGUCCAACGGUGGUCCGAACCACGGCAGAGGGUUUUAUUGCUGUGCAGUCCGUCGGUCGGGCAGCGGCAACAGGAUCCAGAAAGGAUGCGAGUUCUUCAAGUGGGAGUCGGCGCUGAUGAAGAGCAGCUCAGUGGUUUCUCCUGCUGUCAGGUCCUCCGUCUCACUGUGUCAGAUUAACUCUACUGUCAGCUGUCGUCCUCCACAGAGUUCAUCACUAAGAAAGAGCUACUAAGAGCUGUUAACUGUAUCUGCCCCCUUCUACCUCUUUUACACUUUGAGACACCUUAAAUACAAACUGUGAACAAUUCUUACAAA
Scomber japonicus (chub mackerel) is the source of this 2762-nucleotide messenger RNA. RefSeq names its product ERI1 exoribonuclease family member 2 (gene eri2). The record is from RefSeq and is a predicted model, not a curated record. Gene Ontology annotation, molecular function: 3'-5'-RNA exonuclease activity; nucleic acid binding; zinc ion binding. Lineage: Eukaryota; Metazoa; Chordata; Actinopteri; Scombriformes; Scombridae. The transcript is spliced from 9 exons. Gene Ontology annotation, biological process: exonucleolytic trimming to generate mature 3'-end of 5.8S rRNA from tricistronic rRNA transcript (SSU-rRNA, 5.8S rRNA, LSU-rRNA). The coding region runs from base 1 to 2679 and encodes 892 amino acids.